Messenger RNA from Syzygium oleosum, 741 nucleotides. Its product is annotated as eukaryotic translation initiation factor 5A-like. Lineage: Eukaryota; Viridiplantae; Streptophyta; Magnoliopsida; Myrtales; Myrtaceae. The coding region runs from base 54 to 533 and encodes 159 amino acids. The record is from RefSeq and is a predicted model, not a curated record. Gene Ontology annotation, molecular function: translation elongation factor activity; RNA binding; ribosome binding. Gene Ontology annotation, biological process: positive regulation of translational elongation; positive regulation of translational termination. The transcript has 5 exons.
UCUCUCUCUCUUCUCCCUUCGCUCUCUGUCUGUCUCUCUCAUUUGACGGAGCCAUGUCCGACGAGGAGCACCACUUCGAGUCGAAGGCCGACGCCGGGGCCUCGAAGACUUACCCACAGCAGGCCGGCACCAUCCGCAAGAACGGCUACAUCGUCAUCAAGAACAGGCCCUGCAAGGUUGUUGAGGUUUCCACUUCUAAAACUGGCAAGCAUGGCCAUGCUAAGUGUCAUUUUGUUGGAAUCGACAUCUUUAACGGCAAGAAGCUUGAAGAUAUUGUUCCAUCAUCUCACAACUGUGAUGUUCCCCAUGUCACUCGUACUGAUUACCAGCUGAUUGAUAUUUCUGAGGAUGGAUUUUUGAGUCUGCUGACUGAGAAUGGGAGUACAAAGGAUGACCUGAGGCUUCCAACUGAUGAAGCUCUGCUUGCUCAGAUCAAGGAUGGAUUUGCUGAAGGUAAAGAUUUGGUUGUCACUGCUAUGUCCUCCAUGGGAGAGGAGCAGAUCUGCGCUCUCAAGGACAUUGGUCCCAAGUGACUGUACUCUAGUAUAUUCAUAAUGCUCAGAGCUGAUGGGAUGAUGGUUUCAGCUUUGCUUUUAUGUUGGUUGGACAACUUGGGGUUGACAUCUCUAGUGAUGGGUUAUUGAGAUGUGACCCCUACUUAUAAGAAGCGUUUUGGCAUUGAUUAUUUUGUUUAUGUGACACUCGUGUUCUCUGAAGAACUAUGUGGAUCAUUGCCUGUCU